Molecule: messenger RNA, 1750 nt
Organism: Aureobasidium subglaciale EXF-2481
Lineage: Eukaryota; Fungi; Ascomycota; Dothideomycetes; Dothideales; Saccotheciaceae
Exons: 2
Coding region: 122-1531 (469 amino acids)
Biological process (GO): proteolysis
Cellular component (GO): fungal-type vacuole
Molecular function (GO): aspartic-type endopeptidase activity
Source: RefSeq, a predicted model, not a curated record
GUUUGGUUCGUCUCGGUUGAGGAUCAGUCAUUCGUUCUCGCCUUUCCUUUUACUUCUUCUCGCUCGUUCGUUGUUGACUGUCGCUUUAGUGCACAGUCUGUCCAUUCGUUGAACGCACAACAUGCGUCUUCUCGAGAUUGCUGCUCUUGCAGCAUUAUCUGUCCCCAUCGCUGCUAGAGAGACUUUCGACUUCAAAGUCAACCAGCCACGUCGCCUUGUUGCAAUUCAGAAGCCGAGUCCAAAUCAAGUCACCGGAAACACAAUAUCGUUGGAAAGAGCAAACUCAAAGACGAACUCGCUCAGUGCUCGGUAUCUUCAAGCUAUCAGGAAGGGCGGCCAUGUGAAUGGUAUCUACUCACGACUCCGAAAUGGCACAGCAGAUCUUCUCUCUGUCGGAGCAGGCAGUGUUUUCCUUGCACCUCUGGAUGCAGGAGGAGAAACCUUUUACGUUGUCAUCGACACAGGAAGCAGCGAUACCUGGCUCGUCAACAGCCAAUUCACCUGCGUCAACCCAGCAAACUCAGUAGUCAUUGCUGAAUCAGAAUGCGCCUUCGGACCGACCUAUAACUUGACAUCCACAGCCGAGAGAAUCCCUAGUCGCAACUUUAACAUCUCCUACGCCGAUGGAGAACGUCUCAAUGGCCGAAUGAUCACAGAGGACCUCACAUUCGCUGGCAUCACAGUCGAAAAUCAAACGAUGGGCUUGGUAACCACAGCAGGUUGGUUCGGCGAUGGUGUUUCAUCAGGCUUACUCGGACUCGCCUACGCAACCUUGACAAACCAGUACAGCGGCAACAACCCAAACGUCGACAUCGCAGGCCUAACGAUCCCCUACGACCCCCUCUUCACAAGCAUGUACCGUCAGAAUCUAACUCUACCACUCUUCAGCAUCGCCCUCGACCGCGAUCUCUCAAGAUCCGCUCAAGCAGCCGGUGGCGUCCUAGCCAUCGGCGGGAUCCCCAAAAUCCCCCACGGCUCCUUCUGGGCCACGCAAAACAUCACAGUAGUGGGCAUAGACGCCACAACCGGAGUACCGGAAUAUCAGUUCUACGCCAUCACCGUAGACGGCUGGGCAGUCUCCGCAAACCCAUAUGCAGAUUUCGACGUCAAAAAAACCGGCAACAGGAGGAAAACGGCAUUAUUGGGGGCGCCGACUAGAAAAGUGAUUGUGGAUUCUGGAACCAGUUUGAUCUAUGCACCAUCUGCUGUUGUUGCAGCAUUAGCGGCGGCGUUUAAUCCUCCUGCUACCGUGAGUCCUGAUACAGGGCUUUAUCAUGUUGCAUGUACUGCCAAUGUUCCUCUGUUUGGAGUCGUCAUUUCGAGUAAAGUGUUCUACAUCAAUAGGUUGGAUAUGAUCAUUGAUACAGGGUUGGGCUUUUGUGUUGUCGGGGUGCAGGAUGAUAAUGGUGGGCUGACGAUUAUUGGGGAUGUGUUCAUGAGAAAUGUGCUUAGUGUUUUUGAUGUUGGAGCUGGGCAGGUGAGGUUUUCGGCCAGGGCUAGUACGUUGACUAAUGGAACUGUCACUCGAUAGGAUGGGAGAGUAGGUGUUGUUUUUGAAGAGAGAUUUGGUAUAAUUGGGGUAUAGAAAACAGAGAUUGUAUACGAGGAUUCAGAAUUGCCAUUACUGCUCCUGUCUUUGUUCAAGACCAAUUAUCUGCAGCUCUUGCGUCCAAUACUUCUUGCGAUAAAGGCAACAUAUCAGCUACAGGAGCGGCUUCUCCGACCACUCCUCCAGCUUCAGCAACAGCUU